ACGACCUUUACGAAUACGAAAAACGACCGUCUCAGUGAAUAACUGUAUUUACCAUCAGUUUUAGUAAAAAUAUUUUAGCAAGUGGAUCAUAAAUUAUUAGGUAGCAUGAAUUUCGCUGGUGCAAAAGAAAACAUUCAACCACUGCUAGCUGGACGAAAUGUCGAACAACUCGAAGUGGCUUUGAAUGCCGAAUCGCAGCAUGAGUGUCAGGAGGAACUGCUGGAGCAACGUAAACAAUUCGAGCUGGCAAUUGCAAAUUACAGCGGUGAGGAUCCGUUAGAAUUGUGGUUCGACUACAUUGGUUGGGUGGAGCAAAGCUAUCCGAAAAGUGGAAAGGCAGCGGCUCUAGAUGAUUUGCUGAAGAAGUCUCUGUCGAAAUUUGAGAAGGAUUCUCGAUACGCACAAGAUUCUCGAUUCAUUCGACUCUUCAUCAAAUACAUCGACAGCAAAGACAAUCCGCAUCUCUAUUACACCAAGUUGUACAACAGUGGCGUGGGAACCAUGGUUGCCGAUUUGUACAUCGCUUGGGCGCACUAUUUCGACGUUCUUGAUGAAUUCGAUCAAGCCAAAGCGGUCUACCAAAAAGGUUUGGAUGCCCGAGCCGCUCCGAUCGACCAUUUAAAGCAAGUGUACGAAAGGUUCCAAUUUUCUGUUGGUCAACGCGUCAUCCGCAAGGAGGAGUACCGGCAAGAAUUUCUUUCCACAAUGGAAGCCCAACGAAAUGCGUUCACCUCGUUGCGAAGUCUCAAGCGAUCGAAAGUAGGAAGCAUACGCACUGGCAGCGCUGUCAAGAGUCUGGAGCCCGGUCGAGUCCGGCAAAAUCAGUCACUAUCGUCUUCGUCAUCAUCGAAUGUACCGUUGAAGGUUUACGAUGGAGCGAGCGUAACAACAUCGAAACCGUUACCCCAACCGUAUCGAUCGGUGGUGGAGGAGAUCGAAAAUAGUAUGGUGGAGAAUAAAAUUGAACCUGGGCCGUGGUCGAAGGCGUCAAGCAGGAAGAGUGUCUUCCACAACGUACAUGGAAAUUCCGCAUUAAAAUUUGCCAUACUCGAGGAUGACCUUGAACAGCCGCCAAUCAAAUUAGCACCUUUGCCGCCAGACAAUGGAAAUUUGGCGAUAAAUCUGCCGAAAAACUUCGUUCGAAAAAACGAUCCCCAAACGCCAUUCGAGUUGGCUGCGUAUGUGGAAGAGGUUGUCGAUUUGCAUACGAUCCCGGCAUACCCCAAAUUCUAUCUUCAACCGAACGCAAAGAUUUGCUUUCAACCCGAAGAGCUUCGUCACUAUAAGCGUCUCAAGGCCAAAAACAUUUCCAACGAGUUCACCGAACAUCGAGAUAUUUAUUGGGGGGUCGGCAGCACGCUACCAGCGCGUUUCCUUCCGAAUUUUCCGCGACAGAACAAACCACAAACGGAAAUGGAAACCGAGUGGCCGGAUAUUUCGUUGAUUCCGUGCGAUCAAGUGUUUGUGUGCAAUCUACGUGCCAUGUACCCGAAGGAUUCAAAGCUUGAAGUACCAUUCGAACAGAACAUAAUCGCCAAUCGAGAAAGUAAGAAGAACAAUCAGAACAAUGCCGGUGAAAUGGACGAGACGGUAUGUGUGCGUGGGAGACAGUCAUUCGGUGUACAACACACACGGCGCUCGAUAGUCAGUGGUGGACGAAAGUCGAUAAUGCCUGUGGCUAGUGAUAGAGACGUCAGUAUUCGUAGAUUUCCGUCGACCGACGAUUCCAGUAGCGAUAUGGACUUAACCACCGAUGAUAUUGAUGAGGUCAUUAAUCGCAAAGAGAAAGUGUCGGCAAAUGCUUUGAUUGCCACAGUGGACGAGUUUCUGAAACCGGCACCGAAACCUCAAACAGCUUUGCCCAAUAGAGAUGGUGAAUUCAAGAAGCCCCUGGAACCACCGAAAACUACUCAAUGGUCAGUCUUCACUGACGACGAACCAAGCACGAUGCAAACGCCUGAACAAAUGGCCACUAAGACGGUACAAUCACCGGCAAUAUUUUCCAGCAAAAGUUCUGGCAGCGGUGCAGACAAAUCAUCCAAAGAAACAUUUGCUGUACCUCAAGUACCAGUAGCUCGAACGGCCGCCGAAAAACGAACAACCGAAUCGGUUACCAUGAAGCAUACUGAUAUACCUACGGCAAGUACAAGUUCAGUUCAAGCAUCGUAUCCCAUUGGUCCACAGACUGGCGCUGUAAGAAAAUCGAUUCUUCGGAAAAGUACGAUCUCAGAGCACGCAAUUGAAAGUUCCUCCAUUGGCAGCAGCAAUGAUAAUGCAGACAAGUUACCGCCACCUGACUUGGACUACAGUCUUUGCACCCAAGCGUUUAAUGUUAAUUUGGCGGAACAAAUGGCUAGCACCCCAGUUGCGAUUCGGAGAAAAGAACCGCUAGCCGAACAGAUUCGUUCAUCACACGAUGUUCAACCAACUCAUCCGUUAAAGCUCUCAACCAUCAUGGAAACCACUGAAGGGUCUGCCAGCGCAGCAAGCACUAAAUCUUCAACUCAAUUUUCGUCGCCAGAAGAUGAAGACUUGUCGAAGCGAUCGAAUGUUACGAAUCGUACGAAAUUGGCUGGUACUACUGUUUGUCCAGAUGACGAGGCAACCAAUUAUUCAAAGUCAGAACCGAAUCACGAAUUAAGUAACAAUGGUGCUGGUCUGACAAAUUAUUCGUGCAAUGUUGAACACACCAUGCCAGCUAUUCAAUUGUCGCUUUUGCCCGGGGACUAUCUUUUGCCAAACACUGCUCCGUCGGUUCAGUUUAAAAGUGAAGUCGCAACUGUAGCAAAAGAAGAGCCAACCAAAAAUUAUCCUUUUCCGAUAUUUGAAGAUACGCAAACGACAACUACAAUUGCUGCGAAUGUGUCGUCUGAACCAAAUGCAGCGCGAAAUUCUGGUCAUUCGGGUGAUGGUCAAUUCAACGAGACAUCUAUGUGGAUCAAAGAUGAGCCGAAAAGCUUCACGUUGAAUAAUAUUUCUGCUGCGGAGGAAUCCUUCGCUCUUCCAAUGGUUGUUCCAAGAGAUUCUUUUGCACCACUACUCGGGACGACUGUCUCUGAAACUUCCAAUAAUUUCGCAGAGUUUGCGCAUCAGAGUAAAGCUACGGCCGAAGAAUCUUUUACUCUUCCGAAUCGUCAACGAAAAUCGAUGGCACCACUAGUUGGGACGACUGUUGGUGAAACUUCCAAUAAGUUCGCAGAGUUUGCUCAUCAGAGCAAAGCUGGUGCACAGGCGGAUAUUUCUACGGCCGAAGAAUCUUUUGAUCUUCCCAAUCGUCAACGAAAAUCGAUGGCACCACUAGUUGGGACGACUGUCAGUGAAACUACCAAUAAGUUCGCAGAAUUUGCUCAUAAGAGUGAAGCUGGUGCACAGACUGAUAGUUCUACGGCCGAAGAAUCUUUUACUCUUCCGAAUCGUCAACGAAAAUCGAUGGCACCACUACUCGUGAUGACUUCCAAUAAUUUCGCAGAGUUUGCGCAUCAGAGCAAAGCUGGUGCACAGAUUGAUAGUUCUACGGCCGGUGAAUCUUUUGCUCUUGCGAAUGAGAGUCACACUAACACACUCCAUCAGAUCAAAGAUGAGCUACAAACUGAUACGUCUACAACUGAGCAAUCGUUUGCUCUUCCAAACGCUCAACAAACUGUACCUGAAAUGAGUGGUCUGAACGGGACAUUCGAACUCGAUAGCUCUGAUUCAGAAGAAGAAAUUAUUGAGGUUCCGGAUGACACUUUAAUGGAGGAUGUACCGAAGAUUGUGGACGUGCAAUCGCUAGCUAACCGGAACAACUUUACUGCAAAUCGCUUCGAAACAAGCACGCGACUGAGCAUUUCGAUUACAGAAGAAGAAAUGGCAGUCCACAUGAACUUGAAAAACGCCAAUGGAGACGCGGAAAUGUGCGACCAAAGCAUUUACUUCAAGCAAAAUUCAGUUUUGGUGCAGCCGCCAUGGAUUGAAAAUGAAGCUAAAUUGGAUUCGACCGACAGGAACGCUUACCAGCACGAGGAAGUGAAUCUGGAAGAAUCUCGAAUUGUCAUUGAUACGAAAUUAGCCGAAGUGUUAGUCGAUCCUUUCAAUGAAGUGUUGAGAGGUGCAAUAUUGGCGGAUAUUCAAUUUAUGGAGUUUCUCAAGAAGAAUGCGGCAUGUGACCUGAUUUCUACAGUGCCCACAGUGGCCGUCAAACGGUCCAUUACGUUCAAGGACACUCAUUUCGACGUUUUGAAAAGUAUUGGACACGGUGCUUACGGACGCGUGUACAACGUCAAGUGCCAGAAGGAUGGAUCUACGUAUGCAGUCAAAAAGGAGAUGCCGGCCAAUUUGUGGGAGUAUUACAUUUUGAGGGAGGUGCACAGUCGUGUUGUGGGAAAUUUGUCCGGGUACAUGCAGAUCGAUAUGGCUAUUAUCGCCAACGAUGGCAGCCUAUUGUUUUCGCAAUACUCGCAAUAUGGCACUCUAUUGGACGUUUGCAAUCGCGUGUUCACUUCGAUCAAUUCUAAUAUCAACGAAUCGAUCGUAUUCAUCUUGGCCUAUCAGAUGCUGGACCUUGUCGAUCGUCUGCACAAGGCUGGCAUUCUUCAUUUGGACUUGAAACCGGACAAUUUUCUUGUGAUGAAACCAAUGUCCACAGAUCACCGGGACCUGUUCAUCCAACUAAUCGACUUUGGCAACGCAGUCGAUUUGCAACAGUAUCCACCGGGACAGCAGUUUAACGCGGCCCUCGAAACCAAGCAUUUCGUAUGUCUGGAGAUGCUGGAGCACCGACCGUGGAUCUUUCAGCCGGAUUUGUAUUGUUUGGCGGCAACCAUACACUCGGUGCUAUUCGGGCGGUACUUAGAAGUUAAGAAAUUGAAACAGAAUUACUGUGCCGACGUGAAGAUUCCGCGGUACUUCCACGCUGUGUGGAGGCGAUUUUUCCAAGAAUUAAUUCACAUACCCGGCGGCACAUCGCCAAAUUUGAAGAUAUUGAUGGGAUGCUUUGAUAAAGUUAUUGUUGAGGACAGAGAUCUUAAACAGAAAAUUGCAAGAUUUAAUCAAUUUAUUGUUUGAAGGAUGGGCUGUGCAUGAAGUCAUCGUUGUUAGUAUGAAAAACAUUUUUAAUUCAAUUAGUAGAGCCACCAAAAUAAAGACUGUAAAUGGAACAUAAAAA
Messenger RNA from Bradysia coprophila, 5143 nucleotides. It is a transcript of the gene BubR1, whose product is annotated as Bub1-related kinase. Gene Ontology annotation, molecular function: ATP binding; protein kinase activity. Gene Ontology annotation, biological process: protein phosphorylation; meiotic sister chromatid cohesion, centromeric; mitotic spindle assembly checkpoint signaling. The record is from RefSeq and is a predicted model, not a curated record. Gene Ontology annotation, cellular component: nucleus. NCBI's taxonomy places the organism in Eukaryota, Metazoa, Arthropoda, Insecta, Diptera, Sciaridae.